This is a messenger RNA of Melozone crissalis (California towhee), 1123 nucleotides long. RefSeq names its product MFNG O-fucosylpeptide 3-beta-N-acetylglucosaminyltransferase (gene MFNG). Gene Ontology annotation, cellular component: membrane. Gene Ontology annotation, biological process: regulation of Notch signaling pathway. The coding region runs from base 1 to 1050 and encodes 349 amino acids. NCBI's taxonomy places the organism in Eukaryota, Metazoa, Chordata, Aves, Passeriformes, Passerellidae. The transcript is spliced from 8 exons. The record is from RefSeq and is a predicted model, not a curated record. Gene Ontology annotation, molecular function: O-fucosylpeptide 3-beta-N-acetylglucosaminyltransferase activity.
AUGGGCCGUCGGCUCCUCCGCGGUGUCUCUGGAGCCGCAGUCGUCCUUGCCAGCGUGGCCCUCCUCUCCAUGCGGCACCGCGGGGCUCGGGAGACGGCUCAGUACCCAGGGAUCGGGGAGGGGAUGUUGGAGAAGCCAGAGCAACAGAGCCAAGGGAGCCCAGAGGGAGCCGGUGGCAGGGGGCAGACGGACCUCAGACUCCAUCCUCCGGAGGGAUACAGGAGUGAGGGAAGCCUGACGCUUGGGGACAUUUUCAUAGCUGUGAAGACAACCAAGAGGUUUCACCGGAGCAGGAUGGAGCUGCUCCUGGACACGUGGAUAUCCCAGGCCAGCAAACAGACCUACAUCUUCACUGAUGAAGAAGAUGAUGCCUUGAAAAGGAGAAUGGGUGGCCAUGUGAUCUUCACCAACUGCUCUGCCGAGCACAGCCACCUGGCCCUGUCCUGCAAGAUGGCUGCAGAGUUCGACACCUUCCUGGCCAGUGGCCUGAGCUGGUUUUGCCACUUGGAUGAUGACAACUACCUGAACCCUGGGGCGCUCCUGAAGCUCUUGUCCUCCUAUGCGGAGACACGGGAUGUUUACCUGGGCAAACCCAGCCUGAACCGACCCAUCUGGGCCUCUGAAACGCUGCCAAACAACCAGACGAAAUCCGUGCGCUUCUGGUUUGCCACGGGAGGGGCUGGGUUCUGCAUCAGCCGCAAGCUGGCAAGGAAGAUGGUGCCCUGGGCCAGUGGCAGGAACUUCCUGAGCACUUCGGAACUCAUCCGCCUGCCGGAUGACUGCACCGUGGGUUACAUCAUUGAGUGCAAAGUCGGUGGGCAGCUGAUUCCCAAUGCACUCUUCCACUCCCACCUGGAGAACCUGCAGCUCAUCCCCACCUCUCAGCUCAUGCAGCAGGUCACCCUCAGCUAUGGUGUGUUUGAGAACAAACUCAACAUCAUUGAGCUCAGCGGCCCCUUCUCGCCCGAGGAGGAUCCUUCAAGGUUUCGAUCCCUCCACUGCCACCUCUAUCCCAACACCUCCUGGUGCCUGCAGGCUGUUGGCUGGUGAUGCCUGAGCCUCAGCUGCAGUGGGUCCCCGUGACAGCUGUUCACCUGCAGGGAGUGGGACACUGAAGAAGCUU